Messenger RNA from Aplosporella prunicola CBS 121167, 546 nucleotides. RefSeq lists its product as uncharacterized. Lineage: Eukaryota; Fungi; Ascomycota; Dothideomycetes; Botryosphaeriales; Aplosporellaceae. Bases 66 to 491 code for a protein of 141 amino acids. The record is from RefSeq and is a predicted model, not a curated record. The transcript has a single exon.
CUGGCCGGCCCUGUCCUACCCACCCACACCCACAGCCACACCUAGCGGGCGGUAGUCCGUCACACAUGACGCUUCACGUACGCACACUCACGAUCGUUCGGGCAGGUGGUGCCAGCCGCCAAGGCCCAAGUGCGGUUGAUCUGUUCUGUUCCAUUCUCUUUUCUUCUAUUUUAUUCCGCUUCGUGUCGUCUUUCCUUUUGAGCUGGUUAGCUGCCUACUGUGCCUACCUACCUACUAACCAACAAGCCUUGCCCUGCCCUGCCCCGGACCGGACAGGGCGGAAAGCACGGCCGCCCGCCCGCCCGAUCGCUCGGGGUAAUAAUCCCUUGCUAUGCUAUGCUAUGCUAUGUCAUGCCAUGCCGUUGCUAGGCGGGCCCAACCAACCAACUAACCGACUGACUGACGGACUGACUGAUCUACCAACGCGAUCGACAACGGCCGUCUGCUCGCUCGGCAUCGCCGACGGAGUGGCCGUGCGGGACUGCGGGUAGGCAGGAAGGAUUUGGAGAGGAGGAGCGUUUGCGUGCUUAUUUAUGCGUUAUGGAG